CUUCGAGAGCAAACACGACGACAACAACGCCUCGGUGCAGACGACACGACACACAGCUGGCGGCGGGUUGCGGAUUCAGUAGGGAUGCUGAUAAUCUAGCGAUCUCUGAAGACACUCCUUGGGUGGCUGCCGUCGCGACCACAUGUCUCGCGCCUCUCCUUCUCUUGGAUAAAAGUGGUGUCAUCAGAACUGUCGAACGAGCCUCUCUGGGGCACUCCUAACCUUCCGCCUCCUAGAAGAUCCUUCUGCUAGAGGGCCUUUCUGCUACGCCUAUCACUGCCGCAUCUGAAGAAAAGUUUCGAAGACUCGCUAGGAGUUUAACGCCGUGUGUUUUAAUCUAUAAACCCUCAAAACAUUUUGACCGCAUGGUUGACAACCUCGAGUGUUCCACCACCUUACAUAGUACAGUGCAGCCCACCUUGUUUGGUCACUUGUGACCUUCAUGCAUUCUUAGGUGAAAUCACUUUAAAGACCUUUUGGCUGAUCAAUAUGGAUUCAUCAAAUUCUACCUUAAAGGCGUUUAUUGCCGGAUCAUGUUCGGGUACCUGUUCAGCUAUCUUAUUCCAGCCAUUAGAUCUUGUUAAGACAAGAUUACAAACCAGUGUGCCUAUUGCCACAAAUUUGGCUGGAGGGAGUUCUACACUGUUAAGGCCAGGCUCAGUUAUAUCGUGUAUGGGUCAUAUACUACAAAAGGAACAGCUAAGUGGCUUGUGGCGAGGUGUAACUCCAUCAAUUGCAAGAUGUGUACCUGGUGUUGGGCUCUAUUUUUCCUCUCUAAAUUUUUUGUCAAGUGAGUUUAUUGAUGGACAACCAGGACCACUGCAAGCAGUUGCUCUUGGCAUUGUAGCACGAUCUUUUAGUGGAGUUUGCUUGAUACCAAUAACAGUUGUCAAGACACGUUAUGAGAGUGGUGUGUAUGCAUACAACAGUAUGGUCCAUGCUGUCAGAAGUAUCUACCAUACCGAAGGCAUUCGAGGUCUAACAUGUGGUCUGGUUCCUACAUUGCUCAGAGAUGCACCCUUCUCUGGAAUCUACCUUAUGUUUUACACUCAAGCAAAAACAAUAGCUACACAUGGGGGACAUGUUGAAAAACACCCUAUUGUAAAUUAUAGUUGUGGUAUUAUUGCUGGGUUACUAGCUUCAGCUGCUACUCAACCUGCUGAUGUUAUCAAAACUAAAAUGCAACUUUAUCCCAAGUCAUUUGCAUCCUUACAUGAUGUCAUAUUUUAUAUCUACCAGAAAUAUGGUCUCUUGGGAUUCUUCAAAGGUUUAUCACCUAGAAUUUUAAGAAGAUCUUUAAUGGCUGCUACAACAUGGACAGUCUAUGAACAAGUGUCCAAAAAACUCAGCUAUUAAAAUUGAAAUAGAUGUGCUAUUGCUGAAAACAAGAAUCGCUCGUAAAUAAGUCAUUUCAUUUUCAAACCCAUAUCAUUAAAAACAAUUGUCAUUUUGACCACAGCACCAGAUCUGAUUUUGUGUGUACUGGUUAAUGUUGAUUGGAUUUCCAUGAUUAGACAACCUUCUAUAGUUUUUCUUCAUUGUACUGUGAAUUACUACCUAUCAGCAAAGUUCACUACAAUUUGGAGCUUUCUUUCAGUAUUGUCAUUCUAGGUGGCUCAGCAAGGCUGUAAUCUUCUAUUUAUCAGAAAGAUACCACUCAAAAUUUAUUUGUUUUAUUUGACCAGUGAUGGAGCACACCACAUAGUAAAGCUACCCUUACCUACUGGAUCUUCAGAGGUUUUUAUUGUAUAACAUUGUACCUGAUAUUUUUUACAAAUUAGUUAGUAAGACAUCCAAGAUGAUAAGUGUGAAAAAUCUGUCACAUAAUUUUAGUAAUGGGAUUAUCUCCCAAGAAAUCUGUAUUUUCAUAUAUUGUGUUUAUCGAAAUAUUGAAUAUUUUUUUAGUUGUUGUUGAAAAAGGCUGUGAGUUAUCGGUACUACUAAUCUGUAUGUUAGACCAAACACAAAUGAUAAAAAUAUGCUAAGUUUCCAAGUAUGUUUUUGUUGUUGUUUUGUUUUUUUUCUUUCUCCAAAAUUUGAAAAUUUGUAUCAGAACUCUUAUGGAACUGUAAGACUGUCACUGCACUGUAAUGAAUGUUCACCAUAUUUAAAAUGAUGUUAAAGCAUUAAUUGCAGCAUUGGAUAAUGGACUAAUGUGUGGAAUUUGUUGGAAUUUUAUAGACUGAAGUGUAAGUUUUGAAAAUAAACAAAAGUAAUGCAAAAAUAAACAA
This is a messenger RNA of Frankliniella occidentalis (western flower thrips), 2231 nucleotides long. Its product is annotated as mitochondrial glycine transporter. Gene Ontology annotation, molecular function: glycine transmembrane transporter activity. Gene Ontology annotation, biological process: glycine import into mitochondrion. Lineage: Eukaryota; Metazoa; Arthropoda; Insecta; Thysanoptera; Thripidae. Gene Ontology annotation, cellular component: mitochondrion; mitochondrial inner membrane. The record is from RefSeq and is a predicted model, not a curated record. Bases 490 to 1356 code for a protein of 288 amino acids. The transcript has 8 exons.